UCACUGCAGUCACAAUCCCUAUUUCCCCAACUUCACCAAAAUCCUUGAUUCGCGAUCGUCUCUCCCAUGGCGGGCUAUCCACCGGGCUCCGGCUACCCCUACGGCGGCGCCGCCCCUCCCUACGGCGCCGCUCCUCCUCACUCCGGCGGCGCCGCUCCUCCCUACGGCGCUGCUCCUCCUACCUACGGCGGCGCUCCUCCCACCUACGGCGGCGGCGCUCCUCCUUAUGGCGGCGGCGCUCCGUCGGCUCCGUAUGGGCCCCCGGGGGCGGGGGAGAAGCCGCCGAAGGAGGGGAAGGCCCAGCCCUACUACGCGCCGUACGGGGCGGCGGGGGCGAGCCCCUUCGCGGCGCUGGUGCCGUCGCAGUUCCCGCCGGGGACGGACCCGAACGUGGCGGCGUGCUUCCACGCGGCGGAUCGGGACGGGAGCGGGUUCAUCGACGACAAGGAGCUGCAGCAGGCGCUGUCGUCGUACAACCAGAGCUUCAGCCUCAGGACCGUCCACCUCCUCAUGUACCUCUUCACCGGCACCAAUGUCCGCAAGAUCGGACCAAAGGAAUUCAUCUCUGUGUUCUACAGUCUUCAAAACUGGAGGUCCAUCUUCGAGAGAUUUGAUCGUGAUCGAAGUGGGAAAAUUGAUGCGUCAGAGCUGCGCGAAGCUCUUCUGAGUCUCGGAUAUGCUGUUUCUCCUGUCGUGCUGGACCUGCUCGUGUCCAAAUUUGACAAAUCAGGAGGCAAAAACAACGCCAUCGAAUAUGACAACUUCAUCGAAUGUUGCCUCACAGUUAAGGGUUUGACGGAUAAGUUCAAGGAGAAGGACACCAUGUGCUCUGGAACCGCAACUUUCACAUAUGAAUCUUUUAUGUUGACUGUUUUGCCCUUUCUUAUUGCCUGAAGAUUAAGGUGUUUGUAUGAUAUGACAAGAUGUAUGGUAAAUAAGUAACUUAGUAUGAUCCUUUUCCUAACUUCAAAACCUUCGUGGUCAUCAUGUUGGUGAGAUGCUGGUGCUUAUGUUGCUUUUUCUGCUUUAUGGGUGUGUUCACUAAAUGGGAAACUUUGUAGACGCUCUCGUUUAUCUUUUUUUUGGACCUCAUUUCUUUUUGUCUAUAGAUGUGUGGUAUGUUUUAUUU
Molecule: messenger RNA, 1129 nt
Organism: Ananas comosus (pineapple)
Lineage: Eukaryota; Viridiplantae; Streptophyta; Magnoliopsida; Poales; Bromeliaceae
Product: probable calcium-binding protein CML49
Exons: 5
Coding region: 67-894 (275 amino acids)
Molecular function (GO): calcium ion binding
Source: RefSeq, a predicted model, not a curated record